UGAAUUGAAGUCAGCACACCAUUCCGCUCUAAUAAAAUAGUUCCGACAUCGAUCGACGAAUUGUCUCCCACAGGGUAUACGUGCUGGUCGAAUACCGACGUGUAUUUAAAGCGGGAGAGGCGGGAGAGGCGGUCUCGACUGAACCACUGUGCUCGGCUGUUCUUUUCGGCCGCGUUUCGCGCCGAUUUUUAUCGAGAAAUGGGUGAAAAUGUGCAAGGAACGUUCGUGUCCGAGAAGGUUUCCAAGAUAAGGUGGCAGUGUGGGAAUUUCGCGGAAGCAAAGAACUUUUUAACCGGCAGUUGGGACAACCCGGUUAAUAAAAUAACAUACUGGACAUUUGGGACGAAUUACGACGACGAACCGUAUCCUGUAGUCCAGUCGUCGUACUCAUUUCUCGGGGAUGUAACUGAGUUGAAGUUUAUCAGCAAGGAUUUUUUCGUCGCUGCCUCGUCUCUGGGCUCGAUAAGACUACUGCAAAUCGACGAGGACACCUGUACCGAAUUCAAGGAGCACAUGGCAUGGGAGUUCAUUCAUAACUUUAAAACGACGGAUUAUGCCUCUUGCACUGCGUUGUCCACCUUUGAGCAAGACAUAGCUUCAGUAGGGGAGGACGGGAGGCUUAAUCUUCUUACGGCUGCUGAGAAGAAACCAGUUAGAGUUAUUGAAAAUGCUGACAGCUGCUCCAUAUAUUGCGCCGAUUUCUUGAAGCACAAUGAAGUACUUACGGGAAAUUCGAGAGGGCACAUGAAAGUUUGGGACUUGAGAAACGAUCGAGACGUACCCGCAACUACUUUCAUGCUGUCCGAUCAAGUUAAAACUGCAGCUACAAGUAUUACGCAUCAUCCCACACAAAGGCACAUUGUGAUCGCCGGUGGAGACGACGGCAGUUUAACCGUGUGGGAUUUAAGGCGGAACACCUAUCCAAUGUCGCAGCUCAAUGCGCACACCAAAGCUGUCAGCGAGAUACUGUUCCAUCAAGACAGACCUGACAAUCUCUUCACCUGUUCCGUCAGCGGAGAAUUGUGGCAUUGGAACAAUGCGCAAAGUUCGAAACUGAAACUCGGAGAUUCUGCGGACAUGCACUGGUUGAAUACAAUUGGUACAAAUGGCAAAGUUAACGUGACCUCAAUGUGUGCCGCUAUGCACAAACCGAUAAACAGUAUCGAUAUCAAUCGAUCGUCACUGCUCUUUGGAUGUGACAAUGAGGCUAUGUAUAUUGUUAGAAAUGUACUUAUUUAAUAGUAAUGUAUGUAUACAUUAGUUUUUGAUAUCUUUAUUACACUUGAAAUAAAUUCAAAAUCGUCAUCUUUUCUGUAUUAAUUAGCAUCAUUUAUUUUUCCGACAAUGUACAUACGACUUUUCUGUCUGUACUGUAUGUAUACGAGUAAAAUUUAUUUUUCUUUAAUAACU
Messenger RNA from Vollenhovia emeryi, 1410 nucleotides. It is a transcript of the gene Dhx15, whose product is annotated as nucleoporin Nup43. NCBI's taxonomy places the organism in Eukaryota, Metazoa, Arthropoda, Insecta, Hymenoptera, Formicidae. The record is from RefSeq and is a predicted model, not a curated record. Gene Ontology annotation, molecular function: protein binding. Gene Ontology annotation, cellular component: nuclear pore outer ring. The transcript has 7 exons. The coding region runs from base 199 to 1239 and encodes 346 amino acids.